UGACCUCGCCUUCCUUCGUUCAUCGUCAUACAUAGAGAGAGAGGGAGACUGAUAUAGUUUUCGUUCAAUCCCGAGAUCGGCAGUCGGAGCUCCUCGACGAUCGGCUUUCUAACAAAGUCCUCUCUGCGCAACGUGCUAAACUCACCUUAACCGACAAUGGCUGAUGAGGAACCUGUUGAUCAGAAGAAGUACCUUGAAGAAUCUUGCAAACCAAAGUGUGUGAAACCAUUGCUCGAAUAUGAGGCUUGUGUGAAGAGAAUCCAAGGCGAUGAUCACAAGCACUGCACGGGGCAGUACUUUGAUUACUGGUUCUGCGUCGAUAAAUGUGUUGCACCGAAGCUAUUCCCGAAACUCAAGUGAGGGGGAGAUCAGAUGAGUUGCUAAUAUCUUUGGUGUGUUUUGGUUUUCUUCCCUUUCGGAAGUACAGGUGUAAUAAGUUUCUAGAAAUUUUUUUGGUGAUUCGUAUUACCGAACUAAGCGGAUGCCUGCUGAGGUUUUGUUCUUGAUUUGUCUCUGGAACUUUGUUUUAUUUAUGACAGAAUAAUAAGAGUGUUGAAGAGACUAUUUAGUAUUUAUCCUUGCUAUUAGCUAUGAGUUCCUCUCGAGACACUUGGCUUCUACUUAACUUGAGAUGAAUCAACCCCACUCGACUCGGGAGUGGCUUUACUUAUUAACUCUACUUAAGAGACUUAUUCCCUUGUUGGCUGUUGUUUUCUAAUGGCUGUUGUAAUUCAUCUAUUUGGUUUCUCUUGAAAGUGAUGAUGGGAGGAAGGUUUGCAUAAA
Messenger RNA from Linum tenue, 783 nucleotides. The record is from the annotation of a GenBank genome assembly. NCBI's taxonomy places the organism in Eukaryota, Viridiplantae, Streptophyta, Magnoliopsida, Malpighiales, Linaceae.